This is a messenger RNA of Pseudogymnoascus destructans, 2172 nucleotides long. RefSeq lists its product as uncharacterized. Bases 1 to 2172 code for a protein of 723 amino acids. Gene Ontology annotation, molecular function: NADP binding; N,N-dimethylaniline monooxygenase activity; flavin adenine dinucleotide binding. The record is from RefSeq and is a predicted model, not a curated record. The transcript is spliced from 3 exons. Lineage: Eukaryota; Fungi; Ascomycota; Leotiomycetes; Thelebolales; Thelebolaceae.
AUGCUCCAGUUGCCAUCCCGCACUCAAAUGGCGCCGAAGCACAACCUCCAAUACCCCAAGGGGGCUCAAAAUACCUUGAACAGGUAUAGUGAUCGAGGAAGCUACGACCUCGAAAAGGUCCAUAAAAUCGUCAACAGCACUCCUGUUCUCCAUGUCUCCUUCCAGCCUGAUCCCUCCGACCCCUUUCCGGCUAUCCUUCCUAUGAUCGGCCAGAUGGGGUCGUUUGAGCGACCAUCCUCUUCGAUCUCCGACCCUCUCAAUUGCUAUCUUCAUGGCUAUAUCUCCUCACGCAUCAUGAACGUCUCACGCGCUGCCAUCGCCUCUGGCAAGCCCGGCCUCCCCGUCUGCAUCGCUGCUUCAAAGGUCGACGGGCUCGUCCUCUCCCUCACACCCAACAGCCACUCAUACAACUACCGCUCGGCUGUGCUCUUUGGGUACGCGGCUCCAGUCACUGAUACCGAAGAAAAGGAAUGGGCCAUGGAGAUGAUUACGAACAGUGUCGUUCCUCAGCGUUAUGAGAAUACACGAAUCCCACCCAUUCCGGCUGAGAUGCAAAGCACACAGAUUCUACGCGUGACGAUUGAUUCGGCUAGCAGCAAGGUCAGGGACUGGAUUCCAUCGGACUCUGCUGAGGAUAAGGCCAACAAGGAGGUCGUGGAUAAAGUCUGGGUCGGUGUUGUUCCAGUGUAUGAAACCUAUGGAGAGCCGAUUCCCAGCCCGCUCAAUAAAGUUGAGAAAGUUCCCAAGUAUAUAGAGGAGUUCCUGAAGGAAUCUAAUGAAGAGGGUUUGGCAUAUCUCACAGCUGAGAAAUCGAUCUCCCAAGUCACCAUUUACGAGCAACGGGCAACCCCUGGCGGCGUUUGGAAUGCUACCCCAUCCCUCACUUCGCCGUCCUAUUCCAUACCGCAGAUCACUCCUGACACCACUCCGGCGGUGCCGUUGAAAGGAGACGCAAAGGAUGGCCGGGAAGGAUCCUGGGAUUUUCAAAGUGCUGUAUAUGAUUAUCUCGAAGCAAAUAUCCCAAAACCGCUUAUGAAUUAUACGGACCUCAAAUUUCAAGAUGAGACGCCACUCUUUCCUGCACAUGGGACCGUGAAUAAGUAUUUAGACGCGUAUGCGGAUGACAUACGCGGCCAGAUUCGAUUUGGGACUCAGGUCCUUGAUGUCCAACGCCAUCGUCAUAAGGCAGAAGGAGGCGAGAAAGUGACUACGUGGCAUGUGAAGAGCAAAGUUAUCGGCACAGACGAGGAAGAGACCGCUACCUACGACUCGGUUGUGGUGGCAAACGGACAUUACGAUUGUGCUUUCAUUCCUAAUAUCAAGGGUGUAGAAGACUGGCACCGCUCUUACCCUGGCUCACUUAUUCAUUCGAAAAACUAUAAACGGCCUGAGAACUACGAGGGGAAGAAAGUCGUCGUCGUUGGUGCGGGAGUCUCGGGCAUCGAUAUCGCAAACCAAAUAGCACCGCAUGCAAAAUACCCCCUGUUACUCUCUAGACGCGCGGCGAAAGGAUCUUCCUCACCUCUAGCACCCGAGAAGACGUCUAUCGAAGAUGUAUCAGAGAUCGAAGAGUUCAUUGUCGAUAAUCGCACUAUUAGCUUUAUAGACGGCAGGAUAGAGACCAGUGUCGACAAAGUGAUAUUCUGCACCGGGUAUCUAUACUCAUACCCCUUUCUUCAAAACCUGGAGCCGACGGUUGUUACGACGGGCUAUCGGACGGAGAAUCUAUAUUUGCAUAUAUUCUACCACCCGGAACCCACGCUCUCAUUCCUAUGCCUGCCGAUACGUAUCGUUCCAUUCAUUAUUGCCGAGGUGCAAAGUGCACUUGUAGCACACUUUUUGGCUGGACGGCUUGCACUUCCUUCUCUAUCUGAACGGACAGAUUGGGAGGACAGAGUCAUUCAGGGGAAGGGUUUGGGGAAGGCAUUUCACUUCAUGGGAUUUCCGGAGGAUUCUCACUAUAUUGAUGGGUUGGUUAGCAUGAGAGAAAAGGCGGAUGGAGAAGAUGAGGGAUUAGGGAAGAAGGCGCAGAGAUGGGACAGGAAGUCUCUUUGGAUUCGAGAAAACUCCGGGAAGAUAGUGGCAGCUGUUAGAGGGUUAGAUCCUGACGCUAGGGAGAAGAUUAAAACCUUGGAAGACGCGGGUUUCCGUUAUGAGGGAGAUACUAAGUAG